This is a messenger RNA of Pan troglodytes (chimpanzee), 4269 nucleotides long. It is a transcript of the gene ARMH3, whose product is annotated as armadillo like helical domain containing 3. Gene Ontology annotation, cellular component: cytosol. NCBI's taxonomy places the organism in Eukaryota, Metazoa, Chordata, Mammalia, Primates, Hominidae. The record is from RefSeq and is a predicted model, not a curated record. The transcript has 27 exons. Bases 122 to 2341 code for a protein of 739 amino acids.
GGGGAAGUCGGGAGCGCGCCCGUGAGCCCGGAGCAGCGGCAGCGUCGGUGGCGUCGGGAGCGAGCGGGCCCGGGAACGGCGCGGUUGGUAGAGGAGGAGCCGCGGGCUCGAUUCUCUAACCAUGGCACAGGUAGAGAAACGUGGAGGUUUGCUCCGGAAAUCUUCAGCCUCCAAAAAACCACUGAAGGAAAAAGUGGUGCUGAUGUAUGAUGAGAUCUUCAUGACAGAGGACCCCAGUAAGUGCAGUCCUCGGUUUUGGGAGGAGCUCUUUCUCAUGAAGGUGAAUUUAGAGUACCUAGAAGGCAAGCUGGAAUCUCUUGAUGGUGAGGAGUUAAUGAAGAUCAAGGACAAUAUUAAUUGCUUAUUCCAACACUGCAUCCAGGCUCUGGGAGAGGAGCAUCCAAUUCGGGUUGUCAAUGCAUUGCAGACCCUGUGCGCACUCAUUCGAGGAGUCCAUCAAAAGAAUAAGUCUACCUCUGGGUUUGACAUUAUCAACAUGCUGAUGGGCUUUGACAAGGCGGAGCUGUGCAUGAAGAACUUGAUGGAGAGUUUGGAUUCAUUGCUUUGUGCAGAAGGUUCUGAAAGUCUGAAGAGCUUAUGUCUGAAACUUCUCCUUUGCUUAGUGACCGUGACAGAUAACAUCAGCCAGAACACUAUUCUCGAGUAUGUAAUGAUCAACAGCAUAUUUGAAGCAAUUUUACAGAUACUUUCCCAUCCCCCAAGUCGUAGGGAGCAUGGGUAUGAUGCUGUCGUCCUCUUGGCUUUGCUGGUGAACUAUAGAAAAUAUGAGGAGAUGAUCCAGUUGCUUUAUGAGUUUAAAUAUAUGACCAUUUAUGCUGCCCAACUGAGAUUGGGUCUGGAAAAACCCAAGAACUCUUCCAGUGCUCUAAGUGAUGGGACAAUCAUUAAAUUCCAGUGUCCUGACCAGAUUGUUGUUUGGUCUGUGAAUCCUUAUAUUGUGAAGCUGUCUAUCGUGGAUGAUGAGGCCACACUCAAUGGAAUGGGACUUGUAAUUGCUCAGGCUUUAUCUGAGUACAACAGGCAGUAUAAAGACAAGGAAGAAGAACACCAAAGUGGUUUUUUCUCUGCUUUAACAAAUAUGGUGGGCAGCAUGUUCAUAGCAGAUGCCCAUGAGAAAAUCUCAGUACAAACCAAUGAGGCCAUUCUUCUGGCACUUUAUGAAGCUGUUCAUUUAAAUCGCAACUUCAUCACAGUAUUAGCUCAGAGCCAUCCAGAAAUGGGCUUGGUGACGACCCCUGUCAGUCCUGCUCCUACAACCCCAGUCACACCACUUGGGACCACACCGCCUUCCUCUGAUGUUAUAAGUUCUGUGGAACUCCCACUGGAUGCAGAUGUACAGACCAGUAAUCUACUGAUAACCUUUUUAAAGUAUAGCUCAAUUGUCAUGCAGGACACCAAAGAUGAACACAGGCUUCACAGUGGCAAACUCUGUCUGAUUAUCCUUACAUGUAUUGCAGAGGAUCAAUAUGCCAAUGCAUUUUUGCAUGAUGACAACAUGAAUUUUCGAGUAAACUUACAUAGAAUGCCUAUGAGACACAGGAAGAAGGCAGCAGACAAGAAUCUUCCCUGCCGUCCUUUAGUAUGUGCAGUACUGGACCUGAUGGUAGAGUUUAUUGUAACACACAUGAUGAAGGAGUUUCCUAUGGAUCUCUAUAUACGCUGCAUCCAGGUAGUACACAAACUGCUCUGCUACCAGAAGAAGUGUCGGGUACGCCUGCAUUACACCUGGCGGGAGCUCUGGUCAGCCUUGAUAAAUUUGCUGAAGUUCCUUAUGUCAAAUGAGACUGUACUUUUGGCCAAACACAACAUUUUUACAUUAGCCCUUAUGAUUGUGAACCUAUUUAAUAUGUUUAUCACAUAUGGCGACACAUUUCUGCCAACCCCCAGCAGCUAUGAUGAACUUUACUAUGAGAUUAUCCGCAUGCACCAGAGCUUUGACAACCUCUACUCCAUGGUCCUGAGGCUUUCUACCAAUGCAGGCCAGUGGAAGGAAGCAGCUAGCAAGGUGACCCAUGCAUUGGUUAAUAUCAGAGCCAUCAUCAACCACUUUAACCCCAAAAUUGAGUCCUACGCUGCUGUGAAUCACAUAUCCCAACUGUCAGAGGAGCAGGUGCUGGAGGUGGUGAGAGCCAACUAUGACACGCUCACGCUGAAGCUGCAGGAUGGCCUGGACCAGUAUGAGCGCUACUCAGAGCAGCACAAGGAAGCUGCCUUCUUCAAAGAGCUGGUUCGAUCCAUUAGCACCAACGUCCGGAGAAACCUGGCCUUCCACACACUCAGUCAAGAAGUCCUGCUCAAGGAGUUCUCCACUAUCUCCUGAGGCCACACCUACCUGAGCAGCCUCUGACUGCCCUUACCCAUGAGGAUCAUGGGCUGGAGGGGGAGCGAGGGGAGAGGGGGCUGCCCCCGAGGUUGGAGAGAAACACAGAUACCAAGUUCUCUUGGUGAAGACCACACUUCAAUGGAGCUCGGGCAGCAGGGGCAGGAGGGUCAAGCCAGGGAUAAUCUUAUUUGGGGAGGAAUGGGUGGGCACAGUGGGGAGAGGCCUCCAGGAAUGUGGGGACUUCCAGAGUGGGCUCCCUAAACAGCCCCUCACAUUUCCAAUCUUGAGGUUACAAGCUGUAGCUACUGACUAAUUUUCGGGAGCUGGUGAGGCAAGCCUCAGGGUAAUGCCAGCACCCUGAAAGUCAGUGGCUCUGCUCGGCUUCUGAAAACAGAUCAACUCUCAGAUAUAGCUGGAGCUACAUCCUGCUUCCUUUGGGCCUGGGGCUGUGCUUGGCUUGAAAUCUGUGUCCCCUGCCUGCACUGGCACUUUGUCCAGUCAUCGGGACCUUUGGCUCAGAUUUAGGGUAAGAUAGGAAUAGGGUACCUUUUUCCUUUUUUUUCUGAGACGGAGUCUCACUCUGUCGCCCAGGCUGGAAUGCAGUGGCGUGAUCUCGGCUUUACUGCAGCCUCCGCUUCCUGGGUUCAAGCGAUUCUCCUGCCUCAGCCUCCCGAGUAGCUGGGACUACAGGAGCGUGUGCCACGCCCGGCUAAUUUUUUGUAUUUUUAGUAGAGAUGGGGUUUCACCAUGUUACCCAGGAUGGUUUCAAUAUCCUGAGUUCAUGAUCCACCCGCCUUGGCCUCCCAAAGUGCUGGGAUUACAGGCGUGAGCCACCACACCCAGCCAGUUUUCCUAUUUUCUGAAUUCAGAAUUGACUUCUCUGGGAAAACUGGAGAUGAGAAUCUGCCCAGUGCUCUGCUGUCCGGCCACCGCCUUUUGAAUUUUAGUUUUGGCACCAGGAGUACCGUUAGCUUUCCCCUUCUUCUGGCCCAUUUGACUCAUCAGCACAAUAGGGUCACAACCUUAACUUUUAAUUUCUAAUCUGGUUUACUGUCUUUAGGGUGUGUAUGAAAUAAACAUUGACAGGCUUUCUGGAGCCCUCAAGGUGCCUACUUUGCUGGUUCCCUUUCCAGCAGCUCCCCCACCUCCCUAGCCCCCCCUCCUCUGGCAGCCUCUCCUGCCUCUGCUGAGCUCCCCUCCACGUGUUCCACCCCCUUACCCUGCUGUUGUUUACAUCCAACCUGCCUGAGAAUUUCCUCUGGGGAGGAAUCUAUUCCUGUCAUGGUCUAGUGCCUGGGAGGGAGAGAACUUUCUGGGGGUAGGGUGCCCUCCAUCUGUAACAGGCCAGGUGAGCAUCAUGCAUAAGGCCUCCAUUCUGUCCACUCAGAUUCUGGGUAGGGCCACAGGCAAAUCUCCUGACUUCUGGGGAGUUGGCUUGUGGUUCCUCCCUUGGAUAGCCUCCAUGGAACCACUAUAGGCUUUCCCAACAACUGCCUCUGAAAUAGCUGCUGCUUCGAGAUCCUCCCUUUUUAAAGCACUUUCUAAAGCCCUCAGGAUGGCGGGAGCAAACAGCACUGGUAUAUUCUAGGAGUAAGUGCAGGAAUUCAGCAGUGAGAGCAUGUCUGGGACCACCUGGACUGCCAUCCAUUUAACCUCAAAUCUCUUUGGGAUACUCGCCCUCCCUGGGAACCAGAGUUCUGGCUCUAACAUUGAGCAGCUAUGCACUAGUUCCAGAGAAGCCACUAACAGGCUGCCAUGUGUAGAUGUAGGUUCUUAAGAGAUCACAGGCUGGGUCAUCUGAUCACUGGAUGGAUAGCUCAGCCUGGGGCAUUUAGUGUUUUCCCUGGUGAUAAACCCCCAAGGCAGCUGGAUUUGGAGCUGGUGGCAAGUUGAAAUUAUUAAAAAUUGAUUUGUGUGGGACUGUC